Molecule: messenger RNA, 1899 nt
Organism: Closterium sp. Naga37s-1
Lineage: Eukaryota; Viridiplantae; Streptophyta; Zygnematophyceae; Desmidiales; Closteriaceae
Source: the annotation of a GenBank genome assembly
AUGGGGGUGUGUCAAAUCAUCCCCCCAUCCCCUUCCCUGCUCCCCCCCAUCCCCUUCCCUGCUUCCCCCCAUCCCCUUUCCUGCUUCCCCCCAUCUCCUUCCCUGCUCCCCCCCAUCACCUUCCCUGCUCAUUCUUGCUCCCUCUGUUUCACCCUUGCUCCCUCCCCUUCUUCUUUUCUCACUCUCUUCCCCCUUCCUCACUCUCUUUACUUCUGCUCACUCUGUUCCCCCCUGCUUCCUCUCUUCCCCUCUGUUCAAUCUGUCCCCCGCUGCUUCUUCUCUUCCCCUCUGCUCAUUCCGUUUACUGUCUUCCCCCCUUCACUCACCCCCAUACCCCCCAAUGCAGUUACAGGAAAGGAGGAACGGAGGGAGGAAGUGAGGAAUGCAGGAAUGAAGGAAGUGAUGAUGGGAGGAAGGGAGGUAGGGAGGAUGCUUGGGGGAGAAGCAGAAGGGAGGGGAGGAAGAGAGGCUGGGGAGGAGGGUGGGAAGGAGGGUGAAACUUGGCAGAGGAAUGAUGGGAUCGGGAAAGGAGGGACGAGGAAACGAGGAAAAGAGGAAACGAGGAAUGGGGUGGGGCAGAAAGGGGUGGGGCGGAAUGGGGUGGGGCAGAAAGGGGUGGGGCAGAAUGGGGUGGGGCGGAAUUGGGUGGGGCGGAAUGGGGUGGGGCAGAAAGGGGUGGGGCGGAAUGGGGUGGGGCGGAAAGGGGUGGGGCAGAAAGGGGUGGGGCGGAAUUGGGUGGGGCGGAAUGGGGUGGGGCGGAAUUGGGUGGGGCGGAAUGGGGUGGGGCAGAAUGGGGUGGGGCGGAAUUGGGUGGGGCGGAAUGGGGUGGGGCAGAAAGGGGUGGGGCGGAAUGGGGUGGGGCGGAAAGGGGUGGGGCGGAAUGGGGUGGGGCGGAAAGGGGUGGGGCAGAAAGGGGUGGGGCGGAAUUGGGUGGGGCGGAAUGGGGUGGGGCGGAAUUGGGUGGGGCGGAAUGGGGUGGGGCAGAAUGGGGUGGGGCGGAAUUGGGUGGGGCGGAAUGGGGUGGGGCAGAAAGGGGUGGGGCGGAAUGGGGUGGGGCGGAAAGGGGUGGGGCGGAAUGGGGUGGGGCGGAAAGGGGUGGGGCGGAAUGGGAUGGGGCGGAAUGGGGUGGGGCGCAAAGGGGUGGGGCGGAAUGGGGUGGGGCGCAAAGGGGUGGGGCGGAAUGGGGUGGGGCAGAAAGGGGUGGGGCGGAAUGGGGUGGGGCGGAAUGGGGUGGGGCGGAAUGGGGUGGGGCGGAACGGGGUGGGGCGGAAUGGGGUGAGGCGGAUUGGGGAGAUGAGGGAUGGGGAGAUGAGGGAUGAGGAGAUGAGGGAUGGGGAGGUGUGGGAUGGGGAGGAGAGGGCUGGGGAGGAGAGGGAUGGGGAGGUCAGGGAUGGGGAGAUGAGGGAUGGGGAGAUGAGGGAAGGGGAGAUGGGGAAUGGGGAGAUGAGGGAUGGGGAGAUGAGGAAUGGGGAGAUGAGGGAAGGGGAGAUGAGGGAAGGGGAAAUGAACGUGUAUGCGACGGAAGGGUGCUGCUGGCCACUGGCGGUGGGCGACAGUGGCGGUGGGGGGAAGCGUGGUCGACGGUGGCGGUGGGGGGAAGCGUGGGCGACGGUGGCGGUGGGGGGAAGCGUGGGCGACGGUGGCGGUGGGGGGAAGCAUGGGCAACGGUGGCGGUGGGGGGAAGCGUGGGCGACGGUGGCGGUGGGGGGAAGCGUGGGCGACGGUGGCGGUGGGGGGAAGCGUGGGCGACGGUGGCGGUGGGGGGAAGCGUGGGCGACGGUGGCGGUGGGGGGAAGCGUGGGCGACGGUGGGGGGAAGCGUGGGCGACGGUGGGGGGAAGCGUGGGCGACGGUGGGAGGAAGCGUGGGUGACGGUGGGGGGAAGCGUGGGACAGACUAA